AUGCCGUCAUCACCGACUAUCGACUUGAAUACGUUAUCUUCCGAACUGCAUAAAAUUGCUUUAGCAAAAAUUAAACUUGAAGAUUUGAAUAAACGUCGAAAUGAACUGUUGUCGGAGUUGGCGGAUUUUCAACAAACCAAAAAAUUCAUUGAUGAAGCGCAAAAAACAAUCACUGAGUUAAAUGAAGAAAAAGAUUCACACAGUGAAAUGAUACAACAGAUCAAUUUGCUAGAAAAAGUGAUGAAUUCGGCAAAAGAGGAUCGCCGACAAAUGGAAGAAAGUAUCUCAAAAAAAUAUGAUGAAAUUUAUCGACUGCUGGAACAGACCAAUGAAUUGGCCCGAGAAAACGGUGUAGCUGAGGAAGACUUAAUAUCAGCAUCUAUAGUACCACCAAACAAAUUUACAACAAGUACACCAUCGUCAAUGACCAGCAUCUUAAGGCAGUUCAAAUCGAUACAACCGAUAGUACCGCCAGGUAUGUUUAACUUUGAUCCACUGUUACUACAAACAUCACCAACACUGCCUCGUCCACCUCCGCCUCAAUCCUUGGGUCAUAUUGUACCUCUGCCAUCGAUUUCUAAAGCAGAUCACCAGUCACCACCAAUGAAGACAUGUCAGUCAUGUUUUCAACAAAUUCACCGAAACGCUCCGAUAUGUCCGAUGUGUAAGUGUAAAAGUCGUUCUAAAAAUCCGAAAAAACCAAAACGGAAGGCCACAGAAUAG
Messenger RNA from Enterobius vermicularis (human pinworm), 723 nucleotides. The record is from the annotation of a GenBank genome assembly. Lineage: Eukaryota; Metazoa; Nematoda; Chromadorea; Rhabditida; Oxyuridae.